ACAUAUAUUUAUGUCCGAGAGAGAGAAAGGACAAGAAAGCUUGUGUCCCUAGCGGCAAUAUUUCUGAGUUCUUCGAAGUGUAGCCCAAGGCCUACUCCCCCGUGAUUGUGGAUAUCACCGCCACAGUUGCCCGAUAAACUCGGUCGCGGUCUUCGAUAACUGUCUGCCCGUGCUUUCGAGGUUGUCUUGCUCGUCUUCCGCCAUUCACUGAGGUCUGUGUCGAGUCUAUUCCACUGAAACAGAGAGGGAGAUGGGCGGUGCUGAUGAUAGUGGAAGUGCUAUGCAAGUGGAGCUUCAAUCUGCAUUUGGAUUGAAACCAAAGAAUCAAUUGGAUGUGCAAAAUUUCAAUGCGUCUCAAAUGGGUUUUCCAGUGCGUCAUCUACCGCAAAAUUCGAGUCCUGGAGGUAGUGAGAAUGGUAAUAAGAGAUCUGGUAUACCACCCUCGCAUCCGAAUAACACCGCUUCUUCGCCUCAGUUUCCCCAGUUUAUGGGGUCCCGCCCCGCUUCACGACAACAACCGGGUUCUCAGAGUUUAAGCCCGGGGCCUUCCCAUUCCAGGUCUUUAUCUCAACCCACGUUUUUUGCGCUUGAUAACUUGUUGCCCCCUUUGAGCCCUUUGCCUUAUCGUGAGCCCUCGAUGAGCUCGCUCUCUGAUCCAAUCUCGACUGAUUUGUCUAUGGAAGAAAGUGCUGUUAAUUCUCAUUCCCUGCCACUUCCUUUGCCUGUAAACGGACAUAAUGCAUUUCGGGUAGGUGAGGGCCUUCCUCCUCGUAGAGGGCACCGGCGCUCCAACAGUGAUAGUAUUCCAUUAGGAUUUUCAGCCAUGAUUCAGUCUUCACCUCAAUUGAUUCCCAUUGGAAGUCGGGGAGUUUUAGACCGGUCGGUUUCUGUCAGAGAGAAUUCUGGGGUGGACAAGCCAAUCCAGUUGAUGAUGAAGGGCGAGUUGAAGAGGGAUAGGGAUGGCAAUAACAUUGCUGAUGGAACAGCCGAAGGGAAAUCUGAAGGAGAAACCGUUGAUGACUUGUUUAAUGAAAUCAUGAAUCUGGACAAUAUUGAUAAAAUGAACUCAUCUGGUACAGAGGAAAAGGAUAUGGAUAGCAGAGUCAGUGGCUCGAAGACAAAUGGAUGUGAUAGCAGUGAUAAUGAGGUGGAAAGUCGUGUAAAUGGCUACCCAAACAGUUCUAGUGUUGCUAAUGAGAAUAGAGAAGGAAAGAGAAUUGCUGGCGGAGACACGAAGCCCACUGUUCGACACAAUAGAAGUGUUUCAAUGGAUAGUUAUAUAGGAAACUUGCAUUUUGAUGAUGAGUCAGCAAAGCUCCCACCCAUAGGAACUAGAAUGGGCCAACACUUACCUAUCAGUCCCAUUGAUGGAAACGCAAAUAAGUUCUGCGUGGAGUUUGGAAAUGGCCACUUCAGUGAGGCUGAACUGGAAAAGAUCAGGGAAAAUGCGAAACUGUCUGAGAUUGCAUCAUCAGACCCGAAACGUGCCAAGAGGGUUUUGGCUAAUCGUCUGUCAGCUGCUCGUUCCAAGGAGCGAAAGAUGCGUUACACUGCAGACUUAGAACAAAAGGCACAAACCCUACAGACAGAGAACACUACAUUGUCUAAUGAGCUUACAAAGUUACAGAGAGAGUCUCUCGCACUUAAGAGUGAGAACAAUGAGUUGAAAUUCCGCCUUCAGGCCAUGGAACAGGAGUCAAAGCUCAAAAAUGCUUUAAACGAGGCCUUGACCACGGAAGUUCAGCAUUUGAGGCUUACUGCAGCAGAAUGCGGCGGGGAGGGCUACCUUGCAGACUGCAUGGCCCAGCAGCUUUCCAUUAAUCAACAGGUGUUCCAGCUGCAGCAUCCCCUACAAACACAGCUUUACCAUUUGCAGCAGCAGCAGCAUGUACUUCAACAUCAGGCACAACUGCAGCCUCAUCACAAUGGACUACAGCCCCAGCUGCAGAAUGAUGAUGCUGCUGAGCAAGAGCGAAAACCAUAGGUUGCCCCUCUUCAACUUGUCUAUUCAAACUGCUUGGGGUCCUAGCUUUUGAAAUAGCUCAUUAGAAGGGAAAAAAGAAAAAAGAAAAAAAGGCUUUUGAAAUAGCCUUACUAUGAAAUAAAGGUUGUGUGCCAUCGUAUAUAAGCUUCUAUAAAUCUUUCAAUGCAUAAAAUCGUUUAUUUGAUUGAACCUGGUCAUUUUAUAAUUGGUUGGUUACGUUCAGAUGUAAAAAAUUGAAGUUUUGGUCACUUUUAGAUCUACUCAUUACAUUCUAUUGGGCAAUAUAUGGCUGCAUUUCCGGCUUGUUGACCAUAAA
Carya illinoinensis is the source of this 2300-nucleotide messenger RNA. Its product is annotated as bZIP transcription factor 29-like. Gene Ontology annotation, biological process: regulation of DNA-templated transcription. NCBI's taxonomy places the organism in Eukaryota, Viridiplantae, Streptophyta, Magnoliopsida, Fagales, Juglandaceae. The coding region runs from base 251 to 1984 and encodes 577 amino acids. Gene Ontology annotation, cellular component: nucleus. The transcript has 5 exons. The record is from RefSeq and is a predicted model, not a curated record. Gene Ontology annotation, molecular function: DNA-binding transcription factor activity.